AUGAAAAUCAGACACAUUAACCAGAGCUUAGCCUCUAUUUCCUCCUUAUCCCUCCUUUUAAUAAUUCUUGCUACAGCUGAAGCGUUGAAAUUACCACAACAGCCGCAGAAAAAAGUGAGCCAAUUAUACCACGCCAAAAGAGACGAAUUUAUUGAUCGUGCUCAAAACUUUGUAAAUGAAGUAUUUGGCUAUGGCAAUAGCACUGGUACUGGUACUAGCACUAACACUGGAGACACACGAACAGAAUCAACACAGCUUGUAGAAUUAUCCUCAUCAUCAAGUGACUUUGCUACAACUCCAACUUCCACAGCAGUUUCAAACAAGCAAGACAAAUCGUCAGCAAAUGAUGAUAACACCUCAGUGUAUCAAUCGAGCACUGCGACUACCGACACACCUUCAACACAACAAGAAUAUGUUGAUACAAAUACCCCUACAGUGAUAUCAAGUACCCCAGCCGAGGAAACAACAUCAAGUUUUGUACAGCAGCAGCAACAACAACAACAACAACAACAACAACAGCAAAGCUCAGCAGUUGGUACUAGCACACCAGCUCAAGUUGCAGCAUCAUCUUCGACCCCAAUAGCACAACUGCUGGCGGCACAAACUUCAGAGGCAGCAACUUCAUCAGAAGCUUUCGCCGCUGCUCAACAGAGCUCAGCAGCAACUACAAGUACAAAUGAGAGUGCAAAUCAAAAUGCUAAUGCAGAUCCUGCAUCAUCAGCAGCACAAUCUCCUACAAGUGACCAGCAAACUGAUGCUCAAACAAGCAGUGAGCUGCCAGCACAGCCACAAGUAUCUGCUGCCAGUAACAACAAUGAUUCCGGAGCACAAGCAGCUCCGCUGUCGUCAUCGUUUUCAUCAGUGUCAACCACACCUGCGGCAGCUAGAACUGCAAAUAGCGCAUCAACUUUUGAAUCUGCUUCUGCUUCCACUGCUUCUGUUUCCCCAUCAACUACAGACUUGGCUAGCCCAGUAGCAACUGCAUUACUGACAGACAACACUCCAUCUCAGUCAUCAUCAUCAGCUGCAGCUGCAUCAUCAUCAUCAUCCUUGCUGCCCUCUGCUUCUCAAGAAACCAGUUUGGCCAGUAAAGAUCUGACAACACCAGUUGGAACUGACGCAUCUGCUCAAGCUUCACAAUCAUCAAGUGUAAGCGCAUCUUCAAAUGAGGAAUCACAAUUGGUGGAACCAACGACCUUGUCGUUAGCUUCAUCAUCAUCAUCACCACCUGCAAGUGAUGUUGAUGCAAGCGAUUCUGCCUCACUGAGCAGUGCAUCUUCUUUAGACGCUGCAUCACUGCAAAGUUCCUCCACUUUAUUAGCUUCCAACACUGCUGCAAUCGAUCAAUCAACUGUAGCAACUGACUCGAGUGCGUCAGAUGCUGAUACUACUUCUGUUGCUUCUGCUUCCACUGCUUCUGCUUUGAAUUCUAACUCUGAUGGUACUGUUGGUCAGACUGAAAAUGUCCUGGACAGUGUUACCGAUUCUGCAUCGACAUCAAAUAGUGAUCCAGAUGCUUCAUCUUCGGCAUAUACUUCAUUUGCUUCGGCUUCUCAGGAAUCUAUUGCCUCUGAUUCAACGUCGUCCAAUUCACCAACUGAUUCUAGUGCAACUGUUUCGGAUAGUUCAAACACUCUGUACGCACCAGUCGUCACUGGUUCAGAGCCAGUGACUGCAUCAACGUCUUCAUUUGCACAAUCCGACGAUGUAUCUUCGCCGUUAUCAUCGUCUCUGUCAACGUCAGUGCAAAUUACCCCAGACAUCUUGACUUUAUCAACCGCGUCUGAUAGUUUGCAAUCUUCUAGCACUCUGUCUCCAGCCCCAACUGAAUUGGCAAGUGCAUCUGACUUUACCGACUUUGCCUCAGGAAGCUCCAAUACAACGGAUGGCUCAGCUGCUUCUACUUUGGUUGACUCACAAGGAACUGAUGUCGCCUCUAGUCAAUUUCCAUCCAGUUCAAGUAUCAUCACAGAUAGCGGAGCAUCUAUUGCUUCAAGCACAUAUAUACCCGUGGUGUCCGAAGCAGCAUCAUCAUCAUCAUCAUCCUCAGAAUUGGAAACAAUUGGAUCUUCAACUGCAGACGCAUCACCAUCAAGUUUUGCGUCCCAAUCACAACCAAUCAUCACUGAUGUGGGCUCAUCAGCUAUUGACUCUGCAAGUUUAUCUACUGAUGCAACCGAACCUAUAGUGAGUGCUUCUCAUACCCAAAUCAUUUCAUCAAGUGAAAUUUUGGCGUCAUCUGAGCCUAGCUCAAUAGAACCAUCAUCAUUAACAGAACCCAUUCCAAUAGAGUCAGAGAGAGUUUCACCUACCUUUGAAAGUUUAGUAUCAGGUUCUACUGAAUCGAUAUCAACUCCUGUGGUUUCAUCAGCAGAACCAACAUUAGUAUCCGAAUCCUCAUCAGCUUUACCAGUUUCUGAUCAAACCGAGCCAGUGAUUACAAGUAAUUUAUCACCGGAACCAUCACCAUCACCAUCACCAGAAUCAUCACCAUCAUCAUCAUUACCCUUGGCAAACCCUGUAACUGAGUCAGUGUUGUCUUCUUCGGCCGAGACUUCUCUUGUUGAACCUUCACCUGCUGAUGUCAGCUCGCAAAUUCCCCCAUCUUCUUCUGAAGUUCUUAGUUCCUUGAGCGAAGCUACAGCAACACAAACACCCUUGGCAGCAACAGAGUCCUCAGAAUCAUUGACUUUGUCUUCUGCUGAUGUUGCAGUCACACCUAUUCAAUCUACUUCGAUUACUGCACCUUCAAGUGCCGAAUCCGAAGUACCAACUGGGGCAUUAAGCGAAACGUCAACUGCAGUCUCCGAAGAAGGUCUCACUGCAUCAGCUCCACCCGCAACAACUACUACGCCAUCUUCAUUAGCAAUAGUACCCUCCUCUUCUGGAAUUACAGAUGUUGGUGUUGAAUCGAGUGGUGAACCAAGUUCUGUAACUAGCUCCCCUUCCAGCUCAGCAGCUAGUGGUGCAUUGGGUGUAACUGAUGAGACAUCAAUAGCCUCUGAAGCUCCAACAUCCGAUGCACCAAUUGUGGGCUCCACUUCUUCAUUCACAUCUGGAGCUCCUACAGUAGCAAAGUCUGGUGCCACUUCGGCUCCACCAGAUACAGUGGGACCUUCAUCAUCGUCGGCUGCAUCUGUUACUCCAACUCCAGCUCCAGCUCCAAUAUCUAGUGCUACAAGCUCCAAUUGGUUGCCUUCUUCGCUUGUUAUUGCACUGACUUCAUCUAAUGAUCCUGAUAAAACAUCACAGAACGAAUCUGCUACUCCAACCCCUGAAAACACCUCUGGUUUACCCAAGGCAAUCACGGCAGAAGCUACCAGCGCACCAAAAGAAGGAUACACUCUUAUCACUGUUGGUUUUAAGUCUGCAUUGAACUACCCUUUUGUUGUAAACAAUACAGUCACAUCUGCACAAAUAUUUUCGUUCUUGCCUGGUGUUUUGCAAUAUCCAUUUGGUAAUGCCGAAACCUAUGACAAUGUAACUGUUAGUCAGUUGAUUCCAUAUCAAGCAUCAAACAUUGACUAUACAAUCACAGUUGCCGAAGUUUAUUUCCCACAAAAAAGCAUUAGUGCAUUGAGCAAUUAUAUCAGUGACACAGGAUCACAGCUCUACAAAAACCCCGAUGGAACUCAAAACACUUUGGCAUCUUUGAUUGAUAGUAGGAUACCCUUGACUGGAUUGGCUGAGACAACUCAACAAUCGAGUGGCUCUUCAUCGGGAAGCAACAGUUCGCCUGUGAACCCCAACGGGUCUAUGGAUGCUGUAUUUUCUGGAACAAAAGUCACUGAUAAGGGCCGAAUUGCGGGCAUCACAGUUGGUGCUGCAUCUGGAUGUCUUGUUUACAUGAGCUUAAUGGUGCUUUUGUUUAGAAAAUUCAGGAAAAACAACAAGAAUUUAGAGUUGCCAUUAACGGAUUCAGAAUCAAGCUUUGGAAUGUCAUCGGACGACUAUUCUUCAUAUUCAAAUGAAAGUGGUUCUGGUUUCUCAGCAAUUUUUGCUAGACUCAAUAAUAAUAGUAACAGCAAUAGUAAUGGUACCCUGCCAGCUGGAAGUCCUACGCACCCACACAUGUCCCAAGUCAGAGCUGGAAACAUCUCUCAACCAGUGCAAGCAUCAAAUUCUUUAGGUUGGUACAGUUGA
Molecule: messenger RNA, 4143 nt
Organism: Lodderomyces elongisporus
Lineage: Eukaryota; Fungi; Ascomycota; Pichiomycetes; Serinales; Debaryomycetaceae
Gene: MSB2
Product: Msb2p
Exons: 1
Coding region: 1-4143 (1380 amino acids)
Biological process (GO): fungal-type cell wall organization; osmosensory signaling pathway via Sho1 osmosensor; hyperosmotic response
Cellular component (GO): plasma membrane; site of polarized growth; cell surface
Molecular function (GO): osmosensor activity
Source: RefSeq, a predicted model, not a curated record